ACAGACGGGGGACGAGCUGAGCACCGACUCAGGGUGUCCACCUCGUCGGAGCCUGGCAGGCAUCCUGCUUUCCUGCUCGCCUCCCAAACACGCUCUCGUCGUUUUUCCCCUCCAGGMAGCGGGGGCCGGGGCUGAGCCGUCCCUCCGAGAGCAGCACCAUGUGAGCAGGACCCUCGCCACCGCCGCAGCGGGCACGUCCAGGAUGUGAAGAGCUGCCCAGCUGCCAGCACUCUGUCGCUGCCCGACCGCUCCCCGGGCCGGAGACUUGCCGGCGUCCAUCGCUGGCCCAGGCCAGCAUGACCGAGGUGAAAGCCAAGGAGCCCCGAGCGCCUCCGCCUGCCACAGACGGGGCGGUCCUGCUGCAGGGUCAGCCCGGUCGAGAUCCCUUCCGCGGGCCAGCGGAGCCCAUCGACAUCUCCCUGGACGGGCUGCUUUACCCCAAGAGCAGCGACGAGGAGGAGGACGAAGAGGAGGAGGAGGAAGGGGAGGAGGAGGAAGAGCCGCAGCAGCAGCAUCUGGGGCAGGAGGUGGGCCGGGACUCCCUCUCCUACCAGCCAGGGAGCGGCUCCCUCUCGGUCAAGGACUCCCUGGACACCGUCCUGGACACCUUCCUGGCGCCUGCGGCUCAUGCCAGCUCCACCGUGGGCGCGGCGCCCUGGUCCUUCUUCGAGGCGGAGGAGGCGCCCGACGGCCCGAUGAGCAGCGGCACCUCGCAGAAGGCGGGCGAAGCCGCCCCGGGGGCGCCGGGCCCCUCACAGCCCCCGCCGCAGCCUCCCGCGCUCUGGCCGCCCGGCGACGCCCUGGCCCCCAAYGCUAAGCCGCGGCCGGCGGGGCCGGGGGGCGGCGCGGAGGGUGCCACCGCAGCCCCUAAGGGCGAUGUCCCCGGCGUCGGGGCGCUGCCCGGCGGGUCCCGGGCGGAGGAGCCGGGGCAGGAAUACCUGCACGUGCCGCUGCUGCCGCUCAACUCGGCCUUCCUGGCCUCGCGCACGCGGCAGCUGCUGGACGGGGCGGAGUACGAGAGCGGCGCGGUGCCGCGCUGCUCGCCCCCCGCCACGGAGCUGUCGCCCUACGGCUUCCCGCCGCCCGACGCCAAGGACGGGCCCUUCRCCUACGGCGACAUCCAGCCCGUCCUGAAGAUCAAGGAGGAAGGUCUCGGCCUCGCCGCUCGCUACCCGGGCGGMAGGGCCACCCCCGCGGCGGGCUGCCACGACUACCCGCCGGCUCCGCGGGCCGGGCAGGAGCCCUCGCUGGAGUGCGUCCUCUACAAGGCGGAGCCCACCCUGCUGUCCGGCGCCUACGGGCCGGCGGCGCCACCCGACAGCCUGCCCUCCACCUCGGCCGCGCCGCCGGGGCUGUACCCGGCCCUGGGGCUCAACGGGCAGCAGCCGCUCGGCUUCCCGGCCGCCGUGCUCAAGGAGGGCCUGCCCCAGCUGUGCCCGCCCUACCUCGGCUACUCGCGGCCAGAUACGGAAACCAGCCAAAGUUCUCAGUUCAGUUUUGAAUCUCUACCCCAGAAGAUUUGUCUCAUCUGCGGUGAUGAGGCUUCAGGUUGCCACUAUGGAGUACUUACCUGUGGAAGUUGUAAAGUGUUCUUUAAAAGGGCAAUGGAAGGGCAGCACAACUAUUUAUGUGCUGGAAGAAAUGACUGCAUAGUCGAUAAAAUCCGUAGGAAGAACUGCCCAGCAUGUCGCUUGAGGAAGUGCUGUCAAGCUGGUAUGGUCCUGGGAGGUCGGAAGUUGAAAAAGUUUAACAAAAUUAAGGUUGUGAGAACAUUAGAUGUUGCACUCCAGCAGCCAGCAACCCUACAAGAUGAAAGCCAGUCUCUAACCCAAAGGCUGUCCUUUUCUCCAAAUCAAGAAAUACAGUUUGUUCCCCCAAUGAUAAGUGUUUUACGAGGCAUUGAGCCAGAAGUUGUCUAUGCUGGUUAUGACAAUACAAAACCUGAAACACCAAGUUCCUUGCUGACCAGUUUGAAUCAUCUUUGUGAGAGGCAACUUCUUUGUGUGGUCAAGUGGUCUAAAUUGCUACCAGGUUUUCGGAAUUUGCAUAUUGAUGAUCAGAUAACCCUCAUCCAGUAYUCCUGGAUGAGUCUGAUGGUGUUUGCAAUGGGAUGGAGAUCAUACAAACAUGUCAGUGGUCAGAUGUUAUAUUUUGCACCAGACCUGAUUCUAAAUGAACAGAGGAUGAAAGAAUCAUCAUUCUAUUCCCUGUGUCUAUCCAUGUGGCAACUCCCACAGGAAUUUGUCAGACUUCAAGUUAGCCAAGAAGAGUUCCUAUGCAUGAAGGCACUGUUACUUCUCAAYACAAUUCCUUUGGAAGGUCUCAGAAGUCAAAGCCAAUUUGAUGAGAUGAGAACAAGUUACAUCAGAGAACUGGUGAAGGCAAUUGGCUUGCGCCAGAAAGGUAUUGUGGCCAACUCACAGCGUUUCUAUCAGCUUACAAAACUGAUGGAUUCCAUGCAUGAUCUGGUGAAACAGCUCCAUCUCUUCUGUUUGAACACAUUUCUCCAGUCCCGUGCACUGAGCGUUGAAUUCCCUGAGAUGAUGUCAGAGGUGAUUGCUGCCCAGCUACCCAAGAUUUUAGCAGGGAUGGUGAAACCUCUUCUCUUUCACAAGAAGUGAAAUGUCUUUUCUCUUAUCAUAGAGAUGAUUUUUGGGUUAUUUUUUGUUUGUUUAUUUUGGUCAAGAUUUUGCAAUGUUAGCAACUUCAGCAUAUUUGACAUAAUUACCCUGCCAACUGCUUUGUACCUGUAACAUACACGAGCCAUUCAAGCUUGUUGUACAUAUUGUGAGUUCUUGAUUCCUUAACUGCAAAAAUCACAAGAGUCAUAAGAAAUGUUUUGUAAASUUGUCUAGGCUGCUUUUUAGGUAUGCAUAUGAAUUCAAUGAAUUGACUUUCCAAAUUUCUAACAACAGUUACACAUUUCUCUUACAC
Molecule: messenger RNA, 2934 nt
Organism: Malurus melanocephalus (red-backed fairy wren)
Lineage: Eukaryota; Metazoa; Chordata; Aves; Passeriformes; Maluridae
Gene: PGR
Product: progesterone receptor
Exons: 8
Coding region: 297-2621 (774 amino acids)
Biological process (GO): regulation of DNA-templated transcription; steroid hormone receptor signaling pathway
Cellular component (GO): nucleus
Molecular function (GO): nuclear steroid receptor activity; steroid binding; zinc ion binding
Source: RefSeq, a predicted model, not a curated record